Molecule: messenger RNA, 822 nt
Organism: Pipistrellus nathusii (Nathusius's pipistrelle)
Lineage: Eukaryota; Metazoa; Chordata; Mammalia; Chiroptera; Vespertilionidae
Source: the annotation of a GenBank genome assembly
AUGGCGUUCCUGGCCGGGCCGCGCCUGCUGGACUGGGCCAGCUCGCCGCCGCACCUGCAGUUCAACAAGUUCGUGUUGACCGGCUACCGGCCGGCCAGCAGCGGCUCGGGCUGCCUGCGCAGCCUCUUCUACCUGCACAACGAGCUGGGCAACAUCUACACGCACGGGCUGGCCCUGCUGGGCUUCCUGGUGCUGCUGCCAAUGACCAUGCCCUGGGGUCAGCUGGGCAAGGAUGGCUGGCUGGGAGGCACACACUGUGUGGCCUGCCUGGCACCACCUGCGGGCUCUGUGCUCUACCAUCUCUUCAUGUGCCACCAAGGGGGCAGCCCUGUGUACUCUCGGCUCCUGGCCCUGGAUAUGUGCGGGGUCUGCCUCGUCAACACCCUCGGGGCCCUGCCCAUCAUCCACUGCACCCUGGCCUGCAGGCCCUGGCUGCGCCCCGCCGCCCUGGUGGGCUACACCUUGCUGUCAGGUGUGGCUGGCUGGAGGGCCCUCACCGCCCCCUCCACCAGUGCCCGUCUCCGAGCGUUUGGUUGGCAGGCUGGAGCCCGCCUCCUGGUGUUUGGGGCCCGGGGAGUGGGACUGGGCUCCGGAGCUCCAGGCUCCCUGCACUGUUACCUGCGCAUGGAUGCCCUCGCCCUGCUCGGGGGGCUGGUGAACGUGGCCCGUCUGCCAGAGCGCUGGGGACCAGGCCGCUUCGACUACUGGGGCAACUCACACCAGAUCAUGCACCUGCUCAGUGUGGGCUCCAUCCUGCAGCUGCACGCGGGCGUCGUGCCCGACCUGCUCUGGGCCGCCAGCCACGCCUGUCCCCCAGACUGA